GUGCAAAAGCGGACUUUCACAAAGUGGAUCAACACUCAUCUAGCCAAGCGUAGUCCUCCCAUGGUAGUCAAUGAUCUGUUUGAAGACAUCAGAGAUGGCAUUGUAUUGAUUGCUCUUUUGGAGGUCCUUUCAGGACAAAAAUUGCCUUGUGAACAAGGGCGAAAACUGAAGAGAAUUCAUGGAGUAGCCAACAUUGGUACUGCCCUUAAGUUCCUAGAAGGACGUCGGAUUAAGCUUGUCAACAUUAAUUCAACUGAUAUUGCUGAUGGAAGACCAUCUAUUGUGCUUGGGUUGGUGUGGACAAUAAUCCUGUAUUUCCAGAUAGAGGAGCUUACAAGCAACCUGCCACAGUUGCAGUCACUCUGCAGUAGUACAUCAUCUGUGGAUAGUGUCGUCAGCUGUGAGACUGCCAGUCCACCAUCCAAGCGGAAAGUUUUAACUAAAGUCCAAGGAAAUGCAAAGAAGGCUUUGCUAAAAUGGGUGCAGUACACAGCAGCAAAGCAAACUGGAAUUGAAGUCAAGGAUUUUGGACAAAGCUGGAGAAGUGGUAUUGCCUUUCAUUCAGUUAUUCAUGCUAUCCGUCCAGAACUAGUGGAUUUGGAGAGGGUGAAAAUGCAGUCUAACAAAAAAAAUUUGGAAGAGGCCUUUACAAUUGCAGAAACAGAACUGGGAAUUCCAAGACUCCUUGAUCCUGAAGAUGUGGAUGUGGAUAAACCGGAUGAAAAAUCAGUUAUGACCUAUGUAGCACAGUUUCUGAAACAUUACCCAGAUCCUCAUAACACAGCAAGCCAUGCACAGGAGGCAGAUAAAGAUCAACUGAUGCUAAGAGAUCUGAAAAUUUGGAUUGAACAGUUUGAAAGAGACUUGACAAGGACACAAAUGAUGGAAGCAAGCUUGCAAGAGAAAUACCAGUCAUUCAAACAUUGCAAAGUACAAUAUGAAGCAAAGAGGAAACAAGUUGAACGUGCAGUCCAGUCAUUAAGAAAGGAUGGCAAACUCUCUCUCGAUCAAGCUCUGGUGAAGCAAGCCUGGGACAAAGUUACUUCUCAACUUUUUGAAUGGCACUUGUAUCUUGAUAAAUCUCUUCCUGCUCCACUGGGCCCUAUUGCAGCCUGGCUAUGUAGGGCUGAGACAUCUCUUAGAGAAGAAAUCCCUGUUCAACAAGCUCAUGAGGAAACAGCAGAUAUGUUACAUAGGAAACUUGAACAGCAUAAGGACAUGCUUAAAAAUGUAGAUGGUUACAAAAGGACAUUCCAGGAGAUCCGCCGAGCUCAGUCUGUCAAUGGAGUCCCUAUUCCGUUAGAGCAGCUUGAGGAUAUGGCUGAGAGGUUUAAUUUUGUUGCCUCUUCAUCUGAUCUCCAUCUGCUGAAAAUGGAGUUCUUGGAACUGAAGUACCGCUUGCUGUCACUCUUGGUCCUGGCCGAAUCAAAAUUAAAGUUAUGGAUUAUCAAAUAUGGAAGAAGAGAUUCUGUUGAGCUGCUUCUUCAGAAUUAUAUGACUGUUAUAGAAAACAACAAAUUUUUUGAACAGUAUGAAGUUACAUACCAGAUCUUGAAAAAAGCAGCUGAGAUGUAUGCCAGUGCUAAUGGGUCACCGGAAGAAAUAGAGAACAUUAUGAGGUUCAUGAAUGAGACAACAACACAGUGGAGGCACCUGUCAGUUGAAGUGAGAAGUGUCAGGAGUAUGUUAGAAGAAGUCAUUUCUAAUUGGGAUCGAUACAGCAGUACAGUAGCCAUUCUGCAGGCCUGGUUGGAAGAUGCUGAAAAAAUGUUGAAUCAGCCUGAACAUGCUAAAAAGGAUUUUUUCCGGCAUUUACCACAAUGGAUUCAGCAACAUACUGCAAUGAAUGAUGCUGGUAAUUUUCUGAUUGAAACAUGUGAUGAGACUGUUUCCAGAGAUUUAAAACAACAAUUGCUCUUGCUGAAUGGACGCUGGAGAGAAUUGUUUAUGCAAGUUAAACAAUAUGCUCGGGCUGAUGAAUUAGACAGAAUAAAGAAGGAAUACUUGGAUGGUGUGGCUGCUCUGUCUGCUUUCAUUGACGAAGCAAAGAGGAAAAUCCACGUACCUUUAGAAGUGUCAUUUCUAAAUGUAAAGCUGUUUGUCCAAGAAAUGGAGGAUAUUAAACAAAAAGCACUCAUUAUGGAAUCCCAGUACAAGAUGAUCACAAGGACAGCACAAGUGGUUACCAAGGAAAUUCCACAAGAAGAAGUCAAUGAAAUGCUUGCAAGAAUGUCAAGAAUCAAGGGACAGCUCAGCAAGGUUAAGGAUUCCUGCCCAGUUGUACUCUAUGAUUCACAAGAAUUACUUCCUCACCUUGAAGAAUUAGAAAAACAAAUUACACAUUUUCAUGAAUCCCUUGGAAAGAUCAAUGAAAUUAUUUCUGUACUAGAUCCUGAAGCCCAGCCUGCUCAUGUUUUUAAACAGCAACAUCAGGAUCUGGUAGCUUAUCAAGAAAACUGCAAAAAAGCUUUGUUAUUAAUUGAAAGAAAUAGUCAAAUCAUCACAAAGUUUGUGGCUUCAAGUAAAGUGUUAAAUCAUUUCAGCCUUUCUGUACUUCAGAAGAAAGUGAUAGAAAUUCAAGCUGCUUUUCAGCACAUGAUGCAGAAGACAGAUGACUGGAAGAAAAAUGUUGAGGUAAAUAGUCGUUUGAUGAAGAAAUUUGAAGAAUCUAGAACAGAGCUGGAAAAUGUUCUCCAGACUGCCCAAUGCUGUCUAAAAGAAAAGGGCAACCCUGAAGAACUUCUCCGGAAACAUACUGAAUUUUUCAGUCAGUUGGACCAAAAGGUGCUCAAUGCUUUCCUGAAAGCUUGUGAUGAACUUACUGACAUCCUUCCUGAGCAAGAGCAACACACCCUUCAGGAAGCUGUGCGGAAACUGCAUAAGCAGUGGAAGGAUCUCCAGUCAGAAGCUCCAUAUCAUUUACUUCGCUUAAAAAUAGAAGUGGAAAAAAGCAAAUUUCUAGCAACACUGCAAGAAUGUCAUGCUGAACUUGCUCGACAGCAUGAGCUCAUGACCAAGGAGAACAGUGAAAAAAUAAUUAAGGAGCACAAGCUGUUUUUUGGUGAUAAAGGGCCUUUACAACUAUGUGAGAAACGACAACAACUGAUUAAAGAAUUGUGCUUGAAACUACCAGAAUGGGAUUCAGUUAAAACAACAUUUGAAAGUAGCCAGAAAGAACUCAGUGAACUUAAAUCUCAGGUUGUCAGCACCUACAUGAAACUAGUAGCUCAACCAGAUAAAUGGAAAGAAUACAAGAACAGAUUUUCUGAAUUACAAAACUGGAUUUCAUCGAAGGAGGCUCAACUUAAAACAAUUAAGAAUGGUGCAGCUAAUACUACUAAAUACAAACACUUUAAAACAUCAAUAGAGGAAAUUAGGCAAGAUGCUUGCAAGAAGGGAGAAGUUAUCAUCUGGUUGAAAUCUAGGCUUGUUGCCUUAUCUGAGGUUUCUUCAGAGGAUGAAGUAAAAAAGAAAGGGAAUGAACUUUCAGUACUUGCUAGUGACUUUAAGAAAGUUUUAGCCUUGUUGACAGAGAUUGAGAAGACACUGGGUGCGGUUGGAGAUUGUGUUCAAUACACUGAAGAAGUGAAAGGCACAUUGGAAGAAUUGAUCACAAACUCAAAAGAAGCUCAGACAGAAGUUGAAAAAAUCUUAGAUGUUGAUAACUUGUUACAGGCCCAGCAAAUCCUUCUACAUCAUCAGCAAAAGUCAAAGAGACUUCAUGCAAAAAGGCAAGAUGUGCAACAGCAGAUUGCCCACAGUAAAGAGCUACAAAUUGAAGGUGGUCUGUCUCCUGCUGUGCAAGAAGAUUUAUGGAAGUUGGAGAGUACAUUAGAAAGCAUGCAGCAAUCUAUGGAACAGCGUGGAGAUCAAUUACAGCUCACAAUAAACACAUGGGAACAGUUUGAAAGAGACAAAGAAACAAUUGUCAAGUAUCUUAGCCAUGCAAGCUCUGCCCUUGAGCGCAUCUUAAGUUUUAGCAGCUUGGAAAGUUUGUCAGCAGAAUUAGAAAAGACAAAAGAACUUUCUAAGCAGACAGUAGCCAUGGCCAUGGAAGCGGAGAAUCUGGUCAAGAAGUCUUUUGCCAUACAGCUUGGUCAGAGGAGCAAGGAGAGCCUUCAGCAGCAAGCAAAGUCAAUUCAGGAACAAGUUCAAAAAGUAGAAGCUACACUUGAAGAAGAUAUUAAAACCAUGGAAAUGGUGAAACACAAGUGGGAUCAGUUUGGGAAAAAAUUUGAAGCAUUGUCCAUCUGGAUCAAUGAAAAAGAAAAGGCGCUGGAUUCCUUGGAAAUACCAUCAACUUCCCUGGAUGUGCAAAUCAACCAAAUUAAGGCUGUUAAGAAUAAAAUAGCUGAUAAGGACAACGAAAUCCCAAUGCUAGAAGAGGAUGCUCAACUUUUCUCUCAGUAUCUUACUUCUGGAGAAUCAGCACAUAUUAAAGCCAAGAUGACACAGAUUAGAAGAUACUGGGAAGAAUUCAGAGACCGUGCACAGAAUUUGGAAGGAACCAUCGCAGGAAGGGCUUUGGUGCAGCAAAAAUUUGAUGAAAACUUUAGAAAGAUUCAAGAAGACUUAUGCAGUUGUGAAGCCAAACUGGUAGAGCUUGAUAUUUCAUGCUUUUCAUUAGCAGAGACUUAUAAUGCUCUCCAAGACCUUACGGACCUUUCACAAAUUCUGGAAAAAAUGAAUCAAGCACUGACUUCUUUAUCAUCUGGCUCUCGCAAACUUACGAACAAAGAAAAAGCAAAUCAAGAUAUUGUCAUGCUUCAGCAAAAACAUGAAAAUAUUAUGAGACAAGUUAAAGAUAGACAUGCCUCUUUAGAGACUCAUCUAGUACAAUGUCAAAGAUUGGAGAAGGAAUUGUCUACCUUUUUGACUUGGUUAGAGAAGUGUGAAACUGCAGUCAGACCUACAGAACAGCAUGUUUCUGCUGACAAAGUUAAACUAGAAAAUGAACUACAAUUACUUCAAGAUAUGAAAAUGGAUAUUGCGUCUCAUGCUUCACAUUAUACCAGCCUAUUCCAGUUGAAUGAGUCACUAUUUAAAGCAAGUUCCAGUGAAAGUCUGAGGACAAUUAAAAAAGAAUUAGAAGACCUUGAUGAAAGAUGGAAAAUUCUACCUCAGACAGUUAGCAGAAGGAUAAUUUUCCUCCAGUCUGUGCUUGAUGAACAUAGGCAGUAUGACAAGCUUCUCCUCAGUUUUUCCGAAUGGAUCAAGCAAUUUCUUUGUAAACUACAACAAACAUCGGAGAUUAAUAUAUCUGAUCAACAGCCUGCUAUAUUUCAAAAUAAGGAACAUAAAUUAGAAGUGGAAGGAAAAUACAAAGAGCUACAGAGUCUGAAGAGUCAUGUUGAAAAGUUGUGUUCUUUCACUCAGCCAGAAGAUCACAGUAUAUUCCAAAAUAAGGUUGAAGACUGUCUCCAUUUGUAUCAAGAGGCUGAUCAAGUAAUCAACCGCCGUAAAGAUGUUCUUCCCCAUCUCAAGGCCUUUUUAGAGCUUCAUAGAACUGCAUCACAUGUACUUCACCAGCUGAGACAAAAGGUAGAAACUACUAGAAACAUAGACAAGUCAAAAUCAGAAGUGUUGAAGAAGAAGCUAAGUGAAGUUGUUCAAGAUGUCAGCAAACUGGAAUCUACAGCAGCCAGUUUAGAUGUAUCCCUUACUAAAGCCCAGUACCAUCUGAAGCAAGGAAGCUCUGAGCAAAGGAGUUCCUGCAGUAAUAUUGCCGACAAUAUCUGUAUAGAACUGGAAUCCAUCCAGUCUCUGCUAGGAUCUAAGCAAAGUGAAGCAGAAGCCCUUAGUGCUCUUUGUUCAUCCAUUAUAGAGCGUAAAGAACACCUCUUAAAACGAAUUGAAGAUCUUGAAGAAAGGGCUGACAAGGAAGGACUGAAAGAACCAAAUCUUCAGGAAGUUCAGCAAAGAUUAAGGAUUUUUAAUCAGUUGGAUGAUGAAUUGAAUUCUCACCAGCAUGAAUUGAAAUGGCUGAUGAGCAAAACAAAGCAAAUUGCUCUAAAAGAUAAACAUUUUGCCCCAACAAUUGACAAAGAAAUUAAUUGUUUGGAAGCCAUUUGGGAUGAUACUAAGAAAUUAAUCCAAGAAAGGCAGGAGCAGUGUUGUGCCCUUCUUGAUAUAAUGAGACACUAUCAGAACUUGAAAUGUGCAGUUUCAAAAACAAUAGAGGUUGCCAGCAAUGUAACAGUGACCAAAGCCAUGCUAAAAGAUCAGGAAGAUAUGCGAUGGGCCUUAUCAAAGCAUGAAGCAGCCAGGAAUGAGCUGAAUGAUAGACAGACUGAACUGGAUGCCUUCACUAACAAGGGAAAACACCUCGUUGCAGAGCUGAAAAAGAUUCCAAACUGUGAUGCUGAACUGGUAAAAACUGACAUGGACAGUACUGUGGACAAAUGGCUAGAUGUUUCAGAAAAAAUUGAAGACAACAUAGAUAAGUUGAGUGUUAGUGUGACUUUGUGGGAAGACAUACUAGCAAUCCAUGAUAAUAUUGAAGGAUGGUGCAAUAACUCCAUCUCCCAGUUGAAUGAUAUCAUAAACAACUUGGCCAGCUGUCAAAGAACUGAAGUUUUCUUGGAUGAAUUUCAGUCUCAGGUUAAGCACAAAGAACAGAAUUUGGAGCAAAUGAAUUCAAAAAUAUAUGAGCUUAAGGAGUUGGUAAAUGCAGAAGAACUUCCACCAAUUCUUCUGUUUUUAGAUGCUGAUUUAAAGAAGAAGAUGGUGCAUAGCAAAGCAAUGUACGAGAUGGCUAAAGAAACUUUGAAGGAUUUUAAUUCUCAGAAGACACAGUUACAUAACUUUGUUACUCAGAUGGAAAACUGGCUUAUCAGUACAGAAGAAUCACUGUUAAACUGCAUUCAUAGUCAAGAUCCAUCGGGUCUUGGGACAGUCAAUAAAAUACAGAAAGAGAUUCGGCAACAGCAGAACAAUUUUGAUUCUACACAGGAACUGCUUAACAGCCUUUGCCGCAAAUAUCCAUCCUUGGAGUUGGAAACUUUUGGAGGCACUAUAACCUCACUGAUAAAGAAGUAUGAAACUGUGAACCAGUUGAGUUUGAAAACACAGGCUUCUUUACAGGAAUCCCUAGAAAAACAUUUCUUACAAUCUAUGCAUGAAUUUCAAAAUUGGUUUUCUAGUCAGAAGAUUGCAGUAAAAGACAUAAAUAUUGCAUCUGGGGACAGUAAAGCUAUUGAAGCAAAACUCCACAAACUGCAGAAAGUGCUAGACUCUUUUAAUGAAGGAAGGACUAAACUGGAAUCAGCCUGCCAGGAAGGAGAAAAUUUGUGUACUUACUUGCCUAAAACAUCCGUGAAUGGAAUUCAAGACCAGAUUUCUAAAGCUCAUCAGGACUUUGAAGCAUUUCUAAAACAGUGUUUGAAAGAUAAACAAGUUUUGGAAGAAUGCAUUGCAGAGUUGGAAAGUUUUGAGGACCAGUGCAAGAGUUGGAGUUUAUGGCUUCAUGAAAUGGAGGAAAGGGUAAACACCGAAGCUCUGGGUGAAAACAAACAGCACAUCCCAGAGAAGAAAAAUGAGUUACAGAAAGUAGAAGGAUUUUUGGAAGAACUUCUGCUUGCAAGAGAAUCCUUCGAUAAACUUUCUCAGAAGGCACAGUUUUUAGGUGAGAAAGACUACAGCACUGGAAUGGAGGUCCGUCUGGCUUCUCAGCAAUUUUCUGCUUAUCAGAACUUAAUCAAGGAAGUAAAGGAGAAAUUGAGGCUCUCUCAGAUAGCCCUCCAGGAUCACCAAACUUUGGAAGAAGCUCUGCAGGAUAUGUGGACCUGGGUGAAGGAUGUUCAAGAAAAACUUAGCCAUGCUGAGGGCACCCUUGGGAACAAAACAACCUUGGAGAAACGACACUUGCAAAUUCAGGAAAUCCUGUUAAUGAAAGGGGAAGGAGAGGUCAAGUUAAACAUGGCCAUUGGCAAAGCUGAACAAGCCCUUAAGUCAAGUAAUGAAGAGGGGCAGAAAGUGAUUCAGAGCCAGUUGCAAACAUUAAAAGAUCUCUGGAGCAGCAUUAUCAGUACCUCAGUGAGCUGUCAAAGCUUGUUGGAGUUUGUGAUAAAUCAGUGGAAUUGCUAUCUGGAGAAGAAAAGCCAGCUGGAUCAAUGGUUGGAUUCAGUAGUCCACAGAGUGGAAGAGCCUUUGGAACCACAGAAUGGCCUAAAAGAGAAAUUUUCCCAGCUGGACUGCUUCCAAACUAUUGUUUCAGAAGUGGAAGAACGUUCUAAUGACUUAGAUCAGCUCAUAGGAAAAGUCAGAGAAUUGCAUGAGAAGACACAGGAUGAUUCUUUUGGAGAAACUGCUCAAGAGGAGUUGAAAACAAAAUUCACAAAUAUUGCAACAGUUGCCAAGGAAAAAAUGAGAAUAGUGGAAGAUAUUGUCAAAGACCAUUUGCUAUACCUUGAUGCAGUGCAUGAAUUUUCUGAUUGGUUUCAUUCAGCAAAAGAAGAGCUUCACCGCUGGUCAGACACCUCAGGGGAUUUGUCUACCAUAACGAAAAAACUGGCCAAAAUCAAUGAGCUGAUAGAUUCCAGGAAGACUGGUGAGGGUCGCCUCCACAGGAUCCAGACGCUGGCUCCUGUUGUGAAAAAGAACACAACUGUUCAAGGGUGCAAAGACAUGGACGCUGAAAUGCAGGCCCUCCAGUCUGACUGGAAGCAGUGGGAAGAGAGUGUUUUCCAGUCGCGAAACGGGCUGCAGGAGCUGGAGAGCCAGAUGGCGUGGUCAGAGCAGGAGUUCACAGCGCAGGCUGUUCAUCUGGAAGAGGCCUUGCAGCACUUCAGCACGUUGCUUGCAACCUGGUCUGAAGGCCUGACUCCUCUGGAUAGUAAGCACACAGACAAAGAGCUUGUGGAAUGCUGGCACCGAGAAAAGGAAACUCUGGAUGCCCUAACGAAGGCAGAGUCCAUUAAUGAUGACAUUAAGACUCAAUUAAAUGAUCUUUGUCGGUUUUCCAAAGAUUUGAGUACCUAUUCUGCAAAGGUAUCCCAGUUAUUUAAAGAAUAUAACAGUCUUUGUCUACAAGCUUCAAAGGGGUGCCAAAGUAAAGAGCAAGCCUUGCAACAGAGAUUCAGGACAGUCUUCAGAGAUUUUCAGCAAUGGCUGGUCAAUUCCAAAAUCACCACUGCCAAAUGUUUUGAUGUGCCUCAAAAUGUCAACGAUGUUGCAGCUAACAUACAGAAAAUACAGGAAUUCUUAUCUGAAACUGAAACUGGUCAACAUAAAUUAAAUUUAGUGGUGUCCAAAGGAGAACUGUUAAGUUCUAUACUACCUAAAGAAAAAGUUAAAUCCAUUCAGACCAAAAUUGUUGCAGCUAAAGAGGACUGGAAGAAAUUUAUUUCCACUCUGCACCAGAAGGAAACAGCUUUAGAGAAUUUAAAGGUCCAGAUGAAAGACUUCGAAACAAGUGCUGAACCUCUUCAAGAUUGGUUAAAUAAAACCAAAGAAAUGGUGCAAGGGAGUAAUAAUAAUCUGCAUGACCUCCCCACUAAAAGGAGAGAGCAUCAGAAACUACAGUCUGUCCUUGAGGAAAUAAAAUGUAAUGAGCCUCAGCUCAACAGGCUAAAAGAAAAAGCUCAGCAGCUUUGGGAAGAACAAGCUGCCAGCAAAAACUUUGUGCACAGAGUGUCUCAGCUAUCAUCUUUAUAUCUUGCUCUGAGCAAUCUAACAAAGGAAAAGGUCUCCAGAAUGGACAGAAUAGUAGCAGAGCACCAACAAUUCUCUCAUGGACUGAAAGAGCUUCAGGACUGGAUGGCAGAUACAAUUCAGAUGCUUGAAUCUUAUUGCCAUCCCACAGCAGACAAAAACGCCCUUGACAAUAGAAUGGCAAAGCUCGAGGCACUCCUUUCAUUGAAGCAAGAGAAAGAAAUUCAAGUGAAAAUGGUGGUGACAAGAGGAGAAUCUGUUUUGCAAAAUACAUCAGUAGAAGGAGCACCUGCGAUUGAACAACAGUUGAAAACUCUUAAGGACACCUGGGCUUCCCUCUUGUCUACUUGUAUCCACUGCAAAAGCCAGCUUGAAGGAGCUCUCUCCAAGUGGACAAGCUACCAAGAUGAUGUUCAACAGUUUACUAGUUGGAUGGACAAAGUGGAAGCAAUAAUGAAUGCCUCAGAAAGACAGUAUUCCGAACUGAGGGAAAAAAAAUCUUCACUCAGCAAAUCUAAGUUGCUUAAGGAAGAAAUAUUAAGUCACAGUACACUGCUGGAAACUAUUGAAGUCAAAAGCACGGACAUGACUGAGCAUUAUGUCACUCAGCUUGAACUUCAAGAUCUUCGUGAGAGAUACCAGUUUCUCAAAGACAGAAUAAUGGAAACAAUAACUAAAGCUGAAGAAUAUGUUCACUUGCAUCAAGAGUACCAAAGGAAUUUGAAGGCUUUUGAAGUAUGGCUGGAAAAAGAACAGGAGAAACUUGGCUGUUUAUCACAUCUUGAAGGUGAUACGGAGAGAUAUGAAGCAACACUCCAAGAACUCCAGGAAUUACAGGUACAUUGUGCUGAAGGACAAGCAUUGCUGAAUGCAACACUCCAUGCUAGGGAAGAAGUAAUCCCAUGGGGUACACCCCAGUUGGAAGAAAGAGUAUUGGAGUCCAUCCGUCAAGAUUGGACAGUCUACCAACACAAGCUUUCUGAAAUUAGGAUACAGCUAAAUACUAGUUUAAGCAGACUGAAGCUGAUGGAGAAUAAAUUUCUGAAGAUGGAUCAAUGGCUCAAAACUCUGGAGGACAAAGUUAAUAUCAGGACUACCCGGCAAUCUGACCGAGCCACAAAGGAAAUCCAGCUUCAGCAGAUGAAGAAUUGGCAUGAAGAAAUAACAGUCUAUAAAAAUGAAGUUGAAGAAGUUGGAUUGUUGGCCCAGCAUUUCCUGGAGGAAAGUCAUACUUCUAGUAGGAUGGGGAGACAAGCAACCCAGCUUGCUUCUCGAUACCAAACUCUUGUUCUUCAUGUACUGGAGCAAAUAAAAUUCCUAGAAGAAGAAAUUCGAAGUUUGGAGGAAUCUGAACUAGCUUUCAGUGCUUACAAAGAUUGGUCUGAAGCUAUCCUUAGGAAAUUCAGAAAUGUUGUGACAAAAUCUGAUGUAGUGGAUAGAGCAUUAAUGGAGAAAAAAAUGCAUAAACUUGAGGAUCUCAUGAGCGACAUGGAAGUUGGUCACAGUUUGCUCAAAUCUGCCCGUGAGAAGGGAGAGAGAGCUAUUAAGUAUAUUGAAGGAAAUGAAGCUGAACAGCUAAAGAAACAAGUCAGUGAUUAUGUAGAACAACUUGAUGAGAUGACCUGCUCUAUCAGAAAAGAAUGUACAACUUUAGAGAAAUGUCUCCACUUAACAAAAGAAUUCUUAGAUAAGUACAAAGUACAGACUCAAUGGCUAACAGAUUAUCAGAUCAUACUACACAAUACAGUGGAUCCCAAAAUGGAAUUAUAUGAGAAAAAGGCACAGUUAUCAAAAUACAAGACAGUGCAGCAGACUAUAUUGUCUCACGAACCUUUGAUCAAAUCUGUUAUGGAAAAAGGAGAAUGCCUCCUUGAAUUGAUCUGUGAUGCUAAUUUAGCUGAGAAUAUUCAAAAACUUCAGAAUGAAUACCAGGAGCUCUGCAACAUAGCAAAGAUACAGGUUGCAAGCUUGGAAGAGAAAGUGAGACAACAUGAAGAAUAUAAUAGUGUCUUACAAGAAGUGGAAAAAUGGCUGUUACAGAUGUCCAGCAGGCUGAUUACUCCUGAACUCAUGGAGAACAGUGAUCUAGAAGUUAUAACACAACAAUUGGCCAGUCAUAAGGCAACAAUGGAAGAAAUUGCAGGAUUUGAAGAUCACCUGAACAUCCUUAAAAGCAAGGGAGAUUACUUAAUCAAAGAGUGUGCAGAACAUCUCCAAGCAAAAUUUAAGCAAAACAUAGAAACCCAGCUGCAGGGAACAAGAGAUAGCUAUUCAGCCAUCUGUAGCACUACUCAAAGAGUAUACCAAAGUUUGGAAUACGAACUCCAGAAACAUGUUAACCAUCAGGAUACCCUUCAGCAGUGCCAGGCUUGGCUCACUACAGUUUGUCCAGAGUUAGAGGCAAAUCCUCAUCGACCUUCCAGUUCAGCAGAUGCUGUUAAGCAGGUGAAGCAUUUCAGAGCCCUACAAGAGCAGGCAAACACCUAUUUGGAUCUAUUAUGCUCCAUGGGUGAUUUAUCAGACAGCAAAGUGAAAAAUGCAGCAACAGACAUUCAAGUAGCAAAGCAAACGAUUGAAGAUAGGAUAAUGAACUCCCAGUAUCUUGCUCAGGGCUGGGAGGAAAUAAAGCAAAUGAAAGAAGAACUUUGGAUUUAUUUCCAGGAUGCAGAACAGCAACUGCAGAAUAUAAAGAGACGAGGGGCAGAGCUGGAAUUAAAUAUUGCUCAUAAUAUGGUUUUGCAGGUAAAGAACUUCAGCCAGAAGCUGCAAUCUAAACAGGCAGCUUUGACUGCAGUGACUGAAAAAGUGAGCAAAUUGACAGAAGGGCAGGAGUCACCGGAACAUAAGGAAAUAGGACGCUUGAGCAACUAUUGGCUGGACCUUUGUCUUCAAACCAGCAAUGUGCUCUUACGUAGAGAAGAAGAUCUUCAGAGGACCACAGAAUAUCAUGAUUGCCUACAUGCGGUAGAAAUGUUUUUGGAAAACUUUACACAGGAAUGGGACCACUUGGCAAGAUCAGAUGCUGAGAGUACAGCUACACAUCUUGAGGCAUUGAAAAAGCUAUCAGUGGCUCUCCAGGAUAGACGGCUUGCUCUUGAAAACCUAAAGGAACAGAGGCAAAAAAUGACAGAACAUCUAAAUUUGGAUGAUAGAGAACUAGUAAAAGAACAGUCAGGAUACUUUGAACAGUGUUGGAUCCAACUAGAGGACCAGGUCAAGAGAAAAAUACAACUGUCUGUUACCACAUUACAAGAGCUGAGUGUUGUGCAAGCUAAACUUCAAGAAUUAAUGGAGUGGGCAGAAGAGCAGCAGCCUAGUAUCUCUGAAGCUCUUAAACACAGCCCACCUCCUGAGCUGGCUCAAAAUUUUCUCAUGAAUCAUCUCACCCUUUGUAGUGAAGUAGAAGCCAAGCAGCUUGUUUUGAAAACACUAAUAAAGGAUGCUGAUAGAGUGAAAACUAAUUUAGGGCUUAGUGAAAGACAACUACUCCAAAAAAGUCUAUCAGAUGCCCAAAAUCAUGUGGAUUUCCUUAGUGAUCUGGUUUGGCAGAGGAGAAAGCACCUAAAUAAGACAUUAUCUGAGAGGAAUCAGUUCUUCCUAGCAGCCCUUCAGGCAAAGAAUCAAAUUAAACAAUAUGAGAAAAAGUUAAUGUUCCAUGAACAUAUCUGUCUGUUACCAGAAGAUGUGAGCAAACAGAACAGGUCUUGUAAGAGUAUACAAGCCAGCCUUAAGGCCUACCAAAGUGAAAUCUCUGGACUGUGGUUUCAAGGGAGGAAUCUUAUGAAGGAAACAACAGAACAAGAGAAAAGUGAAGUGUUAAAUAAACUACAAGAGCUGCAGAACAUGUAUGAUAUGAUUUUACAAAAAUGUGGCCAGCGACUAAUAGAACUGGAAAAACAUAUAGUUUCCAGGAAAUACUUCAAGGAAGAUUUGGAUAAAGCAUGCCACUGGUUAAAGCAAUCUGAUAUUAUUUCAUUCCCGGAAAUCAAUUUAAUGAAUAGUAACUCAGAACUUUAUUCUCAGUUAGCAAAGUAUCAGCAGAUUCUUGAACAGUUUCCUGAAUAUGAAAGUCUUUUGUUGAUAGUUCAAAAAGAUGGCCAGGAAAUUAUACCAUCACUUAACGAAAUGGAUCGUUCCUACCUUGAGGAAAAACUCAGUGCCUUGCCUCAACAAUUUAAUAUGAUCAUUGCUUUGGCUAAAGAUAAAUUCUGUAAAGUCCAAGAAGCAAUUAUGGCCCGUAAAGAAUAUGCAUCAUUAAUUGAAUUGACAACAAAGGCACUGGCUGAACUGGAAGAUCAGCUUGUAAAUUUGCGUAAAACCCCCUCUACUCUUACAGCUAAAGAAGUUGUGUCACUCCUGGAAGAUUACAAAAAUGUCCUAACUGAAGUCAUACACCUUGGUGCUGCAGUAGAUGAAUUAAACCAGAAGAAGGAAGCUUUUCGAAGCACCGGGCAGCCAUGGCUACCAGAAGAGAUGAUAAUGCUCACUACACUGUAUCACAAAUUAAAAAGGCAGCUAGAACAAAAAGUUAACCAAUUAGAAGACAUGAUGGUGGCUUAUCAGGAACAUGAAGAAAUGUGUAAGCAGCUUGAGAUGAAGCUAAAUUCCAUAAAAGAAAAAGAAGCAGAAGUGAAUGAAGAAACACUUCCAGCUGAAGAAAAGCUGAAAAUGUAUCAUUUCUUAGUUGGUAGUCUGCAAGAUUCUGGAAUCCUUUUGAAACACGUUGCUGAACAUCUUGAAGUGCUUUCUUCCCAGCUUGACCCAUCUGUUCAUGAAGGAGCUGAUCAUCAAGUGCAAACUUGGCAGGAAACACUGAAGAUAUUGCACACUGCCAUUGGAGAUAAAGUGAUGGAGUGUGAAAACAGGCUGAUAGAAAGCAUAGAUUUUCAAACUGAAAUCUGUCGCUCCCUGGAUUGGCUGAGACACAUUAAAGCAGACCUGAAUGAACCAUUAAGCACGGACGUAAAACUGAAUAGCAUUCAAGAAGAGAUCCGCAAAGUUCAGAUCCAGCAGGAAGAAGUACAGUCUAGCCUAAGGAUAAUGAGAGCACUAAGCAAUAAAGAAAAGGAGAAAUAUAUGAAAGCCAAAGAACUGGUUCCUGCGGACUUGGAAAACAGCCUCACUGAGCUCUCUGAACUCAACAGUAAAGUCCAGGAAGCAAUACAAAAGAGGCAGGAAAAUUUGACUAAAUUAUACAGCCUUUGCCAAAGAUACUACCAGGUUGCCCAAACUGCUAACAACUGGCUUGAAGAUGCUCAGGAAUUGCUACAAUUUGCACAAAAUGGCCUUGAUACAGAGAAUUCAGAAGAAAACCUAAGAAACCAUACAGAAUUUUUUAGCACUGAAAAGGAGUUCCAACUCCAUUUGAAAGAAGUAAAGAUGCUUGUGUCUGACAUGGAGCCAUUCCUUCAAGCCUCAAGAAAAGAGGUUCUGGAGCAGAAUGUGAAAACUUUAGAAGAGAAGUGCAUGGAAAUAGAACAAGAAGCACAGUGUCAGAAAGAGUUAUUACAAAGGUGUGCUUCUCAGUGGCAGGAAUACCAAAUAGCAAGACAACAUAUUAUUGACUUGAUGAAUGAGUCUGAAAAGAAAUUAUCUGAAUUUUCUGUAGCUAAAACCUCUUCCCAACUGGAAGCAGAGGAAAAAUUAAUAUCACAUAAGUCGCUAGUCUCUACAGUAAAUUCUUUUCAUGAGACAAUCACUUCACUGGAGGAAAAGGCAUCCGUCCUGGAGAAAACAGGCAAUGAAGCCAGCAGGGCAACCAUAAGUCGCUCUAUGACAACUGUUUGGCAGCGGUGGACCAGACUCAGAAGUGUUGCCCAAGAACAAGAAAGGAUUUUGGAAGAAUCAAUGCAGAAAUGGAAUGUAUUUAAUGACAAGAUGCAAAAAGCAACAGAGACUCUUGAUCAGCUACAAGAACGCUUACCAGAGGGCUCAGUAGAAAAAGCUUCGAAGAAUGAACUUUUGGAUCUUCUAGAUUAUCACAGUAAUUUCAUCCUGGAACUUGAACAGCAACUAUCAUCCCUGGGUCUCCUCAAGCAGCAUUCUUUUAGCUUGCUCCAAGAUAUAGAAAUAACUUCUGGCUCCCAGGAACAAAUGCCCAUCAUGCAAGAAAUCAAAGCCAUGCAAGACAGAUGCCAUAACAUGCAACAGAAGGUGAAAAGAAGUGGGAAAGUGGUUAAACAAGAACUAAAGGAACGUGAAGAAGUAGAAAAAGAUAUUAAUAAAGUGAAAACUUGGAUUCAGGAAGGCAGAGAAUAUUUAUUAAAUCCUACAAUAGAAAGCGAUACUCAGCUUGAACAACUUCAGGCACUCCUGAAUGAAGCCACUGUUCGCCGUCAAGCUGUUGAGAAAAUGGCUGAACAGCAGCAGAAUAAAUACUUGGGACUUUAUACCAUUUUACCUUCUGAGCUUUCUCUUCAGUUAGCAGAAACAGGCUUGGCACUAGUAAAUAUACAUGAGCAGAUUCAAGCCAAAGAAAAAGAAGCUCAGCAGAACAAAACAUUAAAUCAAGAAUUUAACCACAAGAUUCAAGACGUAGCCAAAGAGCUCAAUUCAAUUCAACUGAAACUGAAAGAGAAGACAAAUGAUAUAACACAAGCUAAAAGAGAUCAAAAAAUCCUGGAUGAAGAACUGGACAGCUGUAACAUAAAGCUUCUGGAACUUGAUGCAGCUGUCCAGAGCUUUGCAGAGCAAAACCCUCAGCUAGUUAAACAGCUGGCUGGCAAAAUUAAUAAACUAACAGCAUUCCACCAACAGAUAGUUAGGGAAGCUGAAUACAGGGCAUCAAAGCUCAAUCAGGCUGUUUCUCAUUUAGAUGAAUAUAAUGAAAUGCUAGAAUUCAUACUAAAAUGGAUUGAAAAAGCUAAGAUUUUAUUACAUGGUAACAUCAUGUGGAAUUCUGCUGCUAUACUUCGAGAUCAGUUUAUGUCUCAUCAGGCCAUGUUUGAAGAAGCUGGUGAAAUUCAUGGGGAUCUUGAAACUAUGAAUGAAAAUAUAGAAUACUUGGCAAGUGUGUAUUUCACUGAAGGGAUGUCUCAGCAAGUGUCAGAGCUUCGCCGACAGACUGAGGAUUUACAGCAGUUUAUCAGACAGCGGCUACAAAGUAUUCAGGAUGCAGCCAAAGAUAUGAAGAAAUUUGAAACAGAGGUGAAGGCUCUUCAUACAGCUUUAGAGCAAGCUCAAGCCACUCUAACAUCUCCAGAGAUUGGCCGUUUGAGUCUGAAAGAACAACUUUCUCACCGACAGCAUCUGCUUUUGGAAAUGGAAUUAUUGAAGCCAAAGGUUCACGCAGUACAAUCCUGUCAGAGUGCUUUGCGGAUCCCCGAAGAAGUUCUCACUACUCUCCCAAUAUGUCACACAGCUCUGAGGCUGCAGGAGGAUGCCAGUCAUCUGCAGCACACAGCUAUCCAGCAGUGCAAUAUAAUGCAGGAAGCAGUAGUACAGUAUGAGCAAUAUGAACAAGAGAUGAAACAUCUACAGCAAAUGAUAGAAAAAGCACAUCAUGAAAUUCAAGAGAAGCCCAUAUCAACAAGUAACAUCCAAGAAUUGGAAGCCCAGAUUUCAUGUCAUGAGGAACUGGCACAGAAGAUCAAAGGUUACCAAGAGCAAAUCGCAUCUCUGAAUUCCAAGUGCAAGAUGCUAACGAUGAAAGCCAAGCACGCCACUAUGCUGCUGACAGUGACAGAAGUAGAAGGGCUUUCAGAAAGAAUGGAGGAGUUGGAUGCAGAAGAAAUGCUUCCUGCACACACAGCUCACCCAUCUGUAGUGAUGAUGACUGCUGGUCGCUGUCACACACUUCUGUCACCAGUUACUGAGGAGUCUGGGGAAGAGGGAAGCAACAGUGAGAUUUCUUCUCCUCCUGCCUGUCGCUCUCCUUCACCUGUGGCUAAUGCUGAUGCUUCUGUUAAUCAGGACAUUGCUUAUUACCAAGCCUUAUCUGCUGAACAGUUGCAGACAGAAGCAUCCCAAAUUCAGCCUAGCACCUCGAUUGCUCAGGAAUCCUGUGAACCAAGAUUAGAGUCCAUUACCAGUACUAAACUGGAUGAUCUGCAACGUUCUUGGGAAACGCUGAAAAACGUGAUUAGUGAAAAACAGCGCACACUUUAUGAGGCCCUUGAACGACAGCAGAAAUACCAAGAUUCUCUUCAGUCUAUAUCAACAAAGAUGGAAGCCGUUGAGGUGAAAUUAAAUGAUGCUCUAGAGAGUAAUAGGAGUCCAGAAAGCCAGAUGGCUGGCCACCAGGCUUUGAUGGAUGAAAUUCUAAUGCUCCAAGAGGAAAUAAGUGAGCUACAAACCUCAUUAGCAGAAGAACUGGUAUCUGAGCCAUCUAACACAGAUGCUGCUGAACAGUUGGCUCUGCAGUCCACACUCACUGUCUUAGCAGAGAGAAUGGCCACUAUUAAGAUGAAAGCUUCAGGAAAACAGCAGCUUCUUGAGGAGAAACUCAAUGAGCAACUAGAAGAACAGCGUCAAGAGCAGGCUCUACAAAGAUAUCGCUCUGAAGCAGAUGAACUUGAUCACUGGCUACUGGAUACAAAAGCAUCUCUAAACACUACAUUGAUGAUUGAUGAGGAGCCUAUGGAUAUGGAUUCUCAACUGGUUGACUGCCAGAAUAUGCUUGUGGAAAUUGAGCAGAAGGUAGUGGCUUUGUCUGAGCUGUCCGUACAGAAUGAAAACCUUCUCAUGGAAGGAAAAGCUCAGACCAAGGAUGAGGCUGAGCAGCUGGCCCUGAAACUCAGAACGCUAAAGGGAAGUCUUUUGGAACUACAGAGAGUCCUUCAUGACAAGCAGAUCAACAUCCAGGGAGCUUUGCAGGAAAAGGAGGAGUGUGAAUCAGAUCUGGUCACAGCUCAAGAUCCCAGUGUCCAAGAGUGGUUGGCUCAGGCCCAGACAACCCGUUCACAACAGCAGCUAAGCAUCCUACAAAGACAGAAAGAACUAGAGAAAGAGCUAGCAGAGCAAAAGAAUCUACUUCGUUCAGUGGCAAGUCGCGGAGAGGAAAUUUUAUCUCAACAGUCAUUUUCAGAUAUGCCUUAUUCUAGGAAGCCAGAUACACUAACGGAAGAGCUGAGCUUAGAAGGGGAAAAGCCAUCAGUUGAAGAUCAAAUGAAAAUGAAAUGGGAAAGCCUUAAUCAAGAAUUCAGCAUUAAGCACAGGCUUCUGCAGAAUGCACUGGAACAAGAACAAAAGCAGCCAGUUUACAGUAGACCAAACAGGCUUAUGUCUGGCAUGUCGCUGCACAAAGAAGAAGGGCAGACUCAAGAUAAAACAUCAGUUAAAUCUUUAUUGGUUGGUUUGAAUGAGGCUUUUAAAAGUGUUCCUUCCCAGGCUAGAGGUGCAGAGAAGGAGAGUCUGCAGUUUGAGCAAAAGCUAUUCAGUGGCGUUUCAGCCACCUCAUCCUGGCUAGAUGGUGUUGAAGAACAUUUGUUGGUUGCCACGGCCCUAUUACCAGAAGUGACAGAAACUUGCCUUGAUAAUCAAGAAUCUCUUGCUAAAGAUAUCAAGGAAAUGACAGAAAAAAUGGAUAAGAGCAAGGAUUUAUUUUCUCACAUGUUUCCUGAGAGUGUUGAUAAUCGAGAUGUUAUAGAAGACACUUUGGACUGUUUGCUACAGAGAUUAACAUUACUAGAGACACUAGUAAACCAAAGAUGCCAGCAUAUGAAAGAGAGACUCCAGCAGAUACUGAAUUUUCAGAAUGACCUGAAGUUGAUGUUUACUUUAUUGGCUGAUAAUAAGUAUAUUGCGCUGCAGAAACUAGCAGAAGCAGUUGAACGUCCUGAAACAGAACAAAUACAGGCCAUUGAGCAAGUAGAACAUGGACUGAAAGAAUUAGAUGGAGGAAUCACUGAACUGAAGAAACGUGGAGAUAAACUGCAAAUUGAUCAAUCUUUCAUGCAAGAGUUAUCCAAACUUCAGGAUAUGUAUGAUGAGUUGAUCAUGAUCAUAGGAUCACGGCGUAGUGGACUGAACCAAAAUCUGGCACUAAAAGGUCAAUAUGAACAAGCUUUGCAGGAUCUGGCUGACCUGACUGAAACUGGGAAAGAAAAGAUGGCAGUUGAUCAAAAAAUGAUAGUUGCCUCCAAAGAGGAAAUCCAACAGCUUCUUGACAAGCACAAGGAAUAUUUCCAAGGACUAGAGGCACACAUGAUCCUCACAGAAACACUUUUUAGAAAAAUAAGCAGCUUUGCUCUUAUGAAGGAAACUCAGAUCCAUGUAGAUCUAAUGGCACAAGGCUCUGCAGUGUUAAAACAAGCUCAUAAGAAAGGAGUGGAGCUGGAAUAUAUUCUAGAGACUUGGACGCAUCUAGAAGAUGAUUAUCAGGAACUCACACAGCAGCUGGAGGCUGUUGAAACCAGCAUUCCUAGUGUUGGUUUGGUAGAGGAAUCUGAGGAAAGGCUUACAGACCGGAUUGCACUUUAUCAGCACCUGAAAUCUAGUCUUACUGAACACCAACCCAAACUUUACCAAGUCCUGGAUGAUGGGAAAAGACUACUGUUCUCUGUCACAUGUUCAGAAUUGGAAACUCAACUGAACCAGCUAGGGGAGCAUUGGUUAAAUACUACCAACAAAGUUACCAAGGAACUACACAGAUUGGAAACUAUACUUAAACUCUGGACAAGAUAUCAAAGUGACUCAGCUGAGCUGAUUCAUUGGCUCCAGUCAGCCAUGGACCGUCUGGAAUAUUGGACCCAGCAAUCUAUUACAGUCCCUCAAGAACUAGAAAUGAUUCGAGAUCACUUGAAUGCAUUUUUGGAAUUUUCCAAAGAAGUUGAUGCAAAGUCAUCCCAGAAAUCUACUGUUCUGAGCACUGGAAAUCAUCUUCUCCGGCUGAAGAAAGUGGAUACUGCAUCUUUGAGGGCUGGACUAUCACAAAUUGACAAUCAGUGGACAGAACUGCUCAUACAGAUUCCAGUAGUGCAGGAAAAACUGCACCAGCUACAAAUGGAUAAGCUUCCUUCUCGCCAUGCCAUCACAGAAGUCAUGAGUUGGAUUACUUUGAUGGAAAAUGCUAUUUCGAAGGAUGAGGAAAGCAUAAAAAAUAUAGUAGGACACAAAGUUAUCCAGGAUUACCUCCAGAAAUAUAAGGGCUUUAAGAUUGAUGUAAGCUGUAAGCAGUUAACUGUGGACUUCGUUAACCAGUCAGUACUACAGAUUAGUAGUCAGGAUGUGGAAAGUAAACGUAGCGACAAGACGGAUUUUGCCGAACAACUUGGAAUGAUGAAUAGGCGUUGGCAAAUUUUGCAGAGUCUGAUAACAGAAAAGAUUCAGUUGUUGGAAGGUUUCCUUGAAUCCUGGACAGAAUAUGAAAAUAAUAUUCAGAGCCUAAAAACCUGGUUUGAAACUCAAGAGACAAAACUGAAGGAACGACAGAGAAUUGGAGAUCAAGCUUCAGUUCAAAAUGCCCUGAAAGACUGUCAGGAACUUGAAGACCAAAUAAAAGCAAAAGAAAUGGAACUUGAAAAAGUAGAACAGACUGGUCUUUCCUUAAUACAAGAUAAAAAAGAUGAAGUGUGUGUUGCUGUUAUGGAUACCCUUCAGAAGCUAAAUAAUUCUUGGGCAAAUUUGGACCACAUGGUAGGUCAGCUGAAAACACUGUUACAAUCUGUCCUUCAUCAGUGGAGCAUUUACAAAGCAUCUUAUGAAGAACUUAAUAGCUACAUAAUGGAAGCAAGAUAUUCUCUAUCUCGCUUUCAUCUUCUUACUGGCUCUUUGGAAGCAGUGAAAGUCCAAGUAGAUAACCUUCAGAAUUUGCUGGAUGAAUUGCAAAAGCAAGACCAUCGCUUACAAAAAUUUGGGUCAGUGACCAAUACGCUAUUGAAAGAAUGCCAUCCACCAGUUACAGAAGCACUUAAUAAUACCUUGAAAGAAAUGAACUUAAGAUGGAAUAAUCUUCUAGAAGAAAUUGCAGAGCAUUUGCAUUCCAGUAAAGGUCUACUUCAGCUCUGGCAGAAGUAUAAAAACUAUUACAUGCAGUGCUCUUCCACUGUCCAGCAGUAUGAGGAUCGAACAAAUGAACUUUUGAAGGCUGAACUCAACAAGGACACUGCUGAUGAUGAAGUCACUGCUUGGAUUCAUGACUGCAAUGAUCUACUUAAAGGCAUGAAGACAAUGCAAGAUUCUCUAUCUGUUCUGCAUGAACUAGGGGAACAGCUGAGGCAGCAGGUGGAUUCUUCUGCAGCGGCAGCUAUCCAGUCUGGUCAGCUCUUAUUAAAUCAGAACUUAGCUUCUUUAGAACAGGGACUCAACAGGCAACAGUCGAUAUUACAGGCAGGAGUUCAAGAUUACCAGACCUUUAAUAAGAGUCUGGGAGGGUUGGAGGAGUGGACAGCGCAAGCUGAAGAAGUGCUGAAAAUGCAAGACCCAAGCCAUUCAUCUGACUCAUCCGUCAUUCGGAAUAGAAUGGAAGAGCUUAAAUGCCAGAUGUUAAAGUUCAGCAGCAUGGCACCAGAUUUGGAUCGUCUGAACGAGCUGGGGUAUAGGCUACCCCUAAACGAUAAAGAAAUCAAAAGGAUGCAAAAUCUGAAUAGGUGUUGGUCAGUGAUUUCUUCACAAACUACUGAAAGAUUCAGUAAGCUACAGUCCUUCAUGCUGCAGCAACAGACCUUCCUAGAAAAAUGUGAGACCUGGAUGGAGUUCUUGGUUCAAACUGAGCAGAAACUGGCUGCAGAAAUUUCAGGAAACUACCAGCUUCUUUUAGAACAGCAGAGGGCGCAUGAGCUGUUCCAAGCAGAGAUGUUUAGUCGCCAACAGAUUUUACAUUCCAUAAUCAUGGAUGGCCAGAACCUUCUUGAGCAAGGGCAGGUAGAUGACAGGGAUGAAUUUAAUUUGAAACUGGCAUUGCUCAGUAAUCAGUGGCAAGGAGUAAUUCGUAGAGCCCAGCAGAGGAGGGGCAUCAUUGACAGUCAGAUUCGCCAGUGGCAACGAUACAGAGAGAUGGCAGAGAAACUACGCAAGUGGUUGGUGGAAGUGACUUGUCAGUCAGUAAGUGGGCUGGGCAGUGUUCCUAUCCCACUGCAGAGAGCUAGAGCCCUGUUGGAUGAAAUGCAGCUCAAAGAGAAAGUGCUUCUUCGUCAACAAGGGAGCUACAUUUUAACAGUGGAAGGUGGAAAACAGCUGUUACUCUGUGCUGAUGGUGAGACAGAAGCAUCUCUACAGAAGGAACUUACAGAAAUCCAAGAGCGCUGGAAAUUAGCAAACCUCAGACUUGAAGAACAGAAAAAGCAGCUUACAUUACUAUUAAAAGACUGGGAGAAAUGUGAAAAAGGCAUAUCAAAUUCCUUGGAAAAGCUAAAAUCCUUGAAGAAGAAGCUCUCCCAGCCAUUACCUGACCACCAUGAUGAGCUCCAUGCAGAGCAGAUUCGUUGCAAGGAACUAGAGAGUGCUGCUGAGGGAUGGACCAAUGAUCUUUCUCGUCUGAACUUAUUAAAAGAGACCCUGUCUACUUAUAUUAGCGCAGAGGACAUUUCAGUGCUUAACGAGCGUAUUGAAUUGUUGCACAGACAAUGGGAAGAACUGUGCCACCAGGUUUCCUUGAGGCAGCAGCAGGUUAGUGAGAGACUGAAUGAAUGGGCAGUCUUCAGCGAGAAGAACAAAGAGCUCUGUGAAUGGUUGACACAAAUGGAGAGUAAAGUUUCUCAGAAUGGAGAUAUCCUCAUUGAAGAAAUGAUUGAGAAACUCAAAAAGGAUUAUCAAGAUGAAAUUGCAGUUGCCCAAGAGAAUAAAAUGCAGCUUCAGGAAAUGGGAGAGCGGCUCGCUAAAGCAAGCCAUGAAAGCAAAGCUCUGGAGAUUGAGUAUAAACUUGGCAAGGUCAAUGACAGAUGGCAACAUCUUUUAGAUCUCAUUGCAGCCAGGAUGAAGAAACUGAAGGAGACCUUGGUGGCAAUUCAGCAGUUGGAUAAGAACAUGAGCAUCUUGAGAUCUUGGCUCGCCCACAUUGAAUCAGAGUUAUCCAAAGCCAUUGUCUAUGAAACUUGUGACUCCGAGGAGAUUCAAAGGAAACUAAAUGAACAGCAGGAACUUCAAAGAGACAUAGAGAAGCAUAGCACUGGGGUUGCAUCUGUCCUCAAUCUCUGCGAGGUUCUUCUCCAUGAUUGUGAUGCUUGUGCUACUGAAACAGAAUGUGAUUCCAUUCAGCAGGCCACACGGAACUUGGAUCGAAGGUGGCGGAAUAUUUGUGCGAUGUCAAUGGAAAGGCGACUCAAAAUUGAAGAGACUUGGAGACUGUGGCAGAAGUUUUUGGAUGAUUAUUCUCGUUUUGAAGAUUGGCUGAAAAUUUCUGAAAGGACAGCUGCUUUCCCUACUUCUUCUGGGGUAUUAUAUACAGUUGCUAAGGAAGAACUAAAGAAAUUUGAGGCUUUUCAGCGACAAGUUCAAGAAAGUUUGACUCAGCUAGAACUGAUUAACAAACAGUACCGCCGCUUGGCCAGAGAAAAUCGUACUGAUUCUGCUGGCAGCCUCAAGUUGAUGGUCCACGAAGGAAACCAGAGAUGGGAUAAUUUGCAAAAACGAGUGAUCUCCAUCCUCCGCAGACUUAAACAUUUCAUUGGCCAGCGUGAAGAAUUUGAGACAGCACGUGACAGCAUUUUGGUCUGGCUUACAGAAAUGGACUUACAGCUCACCAACAUUGAACAUUUCUCAGAGUGUGAUGUUCAAGCAAAGAUAAAGCAACUCAAGGCUUUUCAACAGGAGAUCUCAUUGAAUAACAACAAAAUUGAGCAAAUCAUUGCCCAGGGUGAACAACUGUUAGAAAAGAGUGAGCCUUUAGAUGCAACUGUCAUUGAGGAAGAGUUGGAUGAGCUGCAACGUUAUUGCCAUGAGGUCUUUGGCCGAGUGGAAAGAUAUCAUAAAAAACUAAUUCGUCUUCCACUCACAGACGAUGAGCAUGAGUUAUCUGACCGUGAAGUGGAUCUGGAUGAAUCAGCAGAUCUUUCUGACCUGCACUGGCAUGACAAAUCUGCAGACAGUGUUCUUUCCCCGCAUCCUUCCUCCAUGCUUUCGCUGUCCCUUCCCCAGCCUCUCCGAAGUGAAAGAUCAGGGCGGGAUACUCCAGCUAGUGUAGAUUCCAUUCCCUUGGAAUGGGAUCAUGACUAUGACUUGAGUCGUGACUUGGAGACAGCAGUUUCAAGAGCACUGCAUUCUGAAGAAGAGGGUCAGGAAGACAAAGAUUUUUAUCUUCAAGGAGCUACAAGCCUAGCAGGAGAACCAGGUUCCUUGGAAACACACAUUCGGCAGCUGGACAAGGCUUUAGACACUAGUCGUUUCCAAAUACAGCAAACAGAGAAUAUAAUUCGCAGCAAAACACCGACAGGGCCUGAGCUAGAUUCUAGCUACAAAGGAUAUAUGAAGCUUCUGGGUGAGUGCAGCAGGAGUAUAGAUUCAGUAAGGCGGCUUGAACAUAAACUGAAAGAAGAAGAGGAAAAGCUGUCUGGAUUUAUUAACCUGAACAGUACAGAGACACAAACAGCUGGUGUGAUUGAUCGAUGGGAGUUAAUUCAGGCCCAAGCCUUAAGUAAAGAACUGAGGAUGAAGCAGAAUCUCCAACAGUGGCAGCAGUUCAGUUCUGAUCUAAACAACAUCUGGGUUUGGCUGGGCGAAACUGAAGAAGAAUUGGAACAAUUGCGUUGCCUUGAUCUUAGCACAGACAUACAGGCCAUCGAGCUCCGGAUUAAAAAACUGAAAGAGCUACAGAAGGCUGUUGAUAAUCGCAAAGCCAUCAUUUUGUCCAUCAAUCUAUGCAGUUCGGAAUUUAUGCAGUCAGACAGUGAGGAAAACAAGAGACUGCAGGAACAACUGUCUCAGAUGAACAUGCGCUGGGACCAUGUCUGCUCUAUGUUAGAAGAAUGGCGCUGCUCCCUACAGAGUGCUCUCAUGCAAUGUCAGGAUUUCCAUGAGAUGAGCCAUGGCUUGUUGCUAUGGCUUGAGAACAUUGACAGGAGGAAGAAUGAAAUAGUACCUAUCAGUCCAAAUCAUGACUGUGAUACUCUGCAGGAUCAUCACAGACUCCUAAUGCAAAUACGACGUGAGCUUCUAGAAUCUCAGUUAAAAGUAGCAUCUCUUCAAGACAUGUCCUGCCAACUGCUAGUCAAUGCUGAAGGCAAGGAUUGUCUGGAAGCCAAAGAAAAGGUGCAUGUCAUCGGAAACAGACUGAAAAUGCUCCUGAAAGAUGUCACACGUCACAUUAAAGAACUAGAGAAGAUUCUAGAUAUUUCAAGUAGUCAGCUGGACCUAUCCUCCUGGUCUUCUGCUGAUGAACUGGACACAUCAGGAUCCCUCAGUCCAGUAUCUGGAAGAAGUACUCCAAGCCGGCAGAAGAUGCCACGAGGCAAAUGUAAUGUCUCACAGCCUGGACCCUCUGUCAGCAGUCCACAUAGCAGGCCCACAAGAGGUGGCUCAGGUUCCUCCCGUUCUGAAAACCAGGGGCUUCCACCACGACCACAGCACUGCUUCUUCCUCAGGGUGCUGAGAGCUGCUCUCCCUCUUCAGCUUCUCUUGCUGUUUCUGAUUGCUCUCGCCUGCUUGGUUCCAAUGAGCGAGGAGGACUACAGCUGCACUCUCUCAAAUAACUUUGCGCGCUCCUUCCACCCCAUGCUUAGAUACACCAAUGGCCCACCACCUUUAUGAAAAGAUUGCCAGAAACUCAAGAGUGGUUCAAAUGCAGUAGCCAGAGUGCAGUAGCAUGUCCAUGAACUCCAUGCCCACAUAAAUAAAUGAAAUGUCUAUCAGUAUCAAAAUGAGCCAUGGAAUAUGUGAAGUGGGUCAUUAAAGACUCACAUCUCUGGCACUGACUUUGACUAAGUAAUAGAAUGUUUUUCUCCCCAGCCAACAUACUGGAUUUUUCAGCUACUUUUAUAAUUUUGACCAUCACUCUGUACUAUACCUAGCAGAGGACUUCAGUUUGAAGAAGGACCUGUAUGUGCUGCUCGUGUAGAGCUAUUAUCCAAUCUUUACUUAACUACUCUACUGGUAUUUUAAACUAAACUUACAUAUAAACAUAUAUACUUGUAAGAAACAAAAUGAAGUGAUUUUAGAAACCAUUGUAACAUAAAAUUUUAAAAGCUUGCAAGGCAGCAUAUUAUUUUCCCCAUUUUUGGUGGGGUUUUGAGUGGGGCAUGAUGUUCUAAUCUUUGCUUUGAAUGCACAAAUUGUAAAUGGCACAUUUUAUAAUUUAAAAAAAAAUUAUGUAAGAAAUGAAAUCCUGAAAACUUUAUGAACAACCAUGGAUAUUAAGUAUUAAAAAUAUUUAUGUAUGUAC
Messenger RNA from Python bivittatus (Burmese python), 26902 nucleotides. The record is from RefSeq and is a predicted model, not a curated record. Lineage: Eukaryota; Metazoa; Chordata; Lepidosauria; Squamata; Pythonidae.